Molecule: messenger RNA, 2812 nt
Organism: Melopsittacus undulatus (budgerigar)
Lineage: Eukaryota; Metazoa; Chordata; Aves; Psittaciformes; Psittaculidae
Gene: SENP2
Product: SUMO specific peptidase 2
Exons: 17
Coding region: 43-1767 (574 amino acids)
Biological process (GO): proteolysis; protein desumoylation
Cellular component (GO): nucleus
Molecular function (GO): deSUMOylase activity
Source: RefSeq, a predicted model, not a curated record
GGCCCCAGCGCACUUCCGCCGCGGGCGGGCUGGCUGGGGCCUAUGUACCAAUGGCUGCUGGGGGUCCUCGGCACCCUCUUCGCCGCCGCUGUCCGCCGCCCCGAGCCGUCCCCCGCCCCACCGCCGCUGCGCAAGAGGCCGCCCCCCAGCAUUUGGCCAUCUGUGGAAGAUCUUGACAAGAUUCUAGAAAAAAAGCCAAGAUCAGAUUAUGCCAUCUCUGAGUGUACGGAGAAGGUUGAAGACGUUUCUACUGAAGUGCAAUUGCCAGCCAAGGAAAGAAGUGGCUGGCAGAAAGUUUCAGUCAGCAAUGCUGCUCCAAUUAAAAAGUUUGCAGAGGAGACUUGGUCCACUUCUGACACUUCAGCUGAAGAACAAACAGGUUCUACAGCAGAAAUAGAAAUGCUACAAAUUGAUAAAAUGCCUUGUGAAACCAAUACUUGCUUGAAUAAGAAAACACUCUCCUUUUCUUACAAGACAGUUCCACGUCUCAGCAGAAGCAGGAAUGGCAAAUGUCACAUCAAACCUGCUCCAGAUGGCAUCUUAACACUGAGGCCACCCAUUAAGGAGUGCACUGUGCCAGAAUCCACGACACCAGAAGUCAACAAAAUGGGGAGAUUGCUGUGUACUGCUGAAGAGGAUGUUCAGCGAGAAGAAAAGAAGAAAUACAAACAAUUCUUGGAACUGGUUAAGGAAAAAUAUUGUGGAAGCUACCCGAAUCCACAGGCAACAAUCUUCCACAAUGUUCAAGCCUACUCCAAGGAACCAGUGAUGACUGAGAGUCAUCUGGAAGGACAGAAAUACAGAGGAGAUGGCUAUCCCUGUAGGACACUAACAACCAGUAUCAAACGUGCAGAUGUUUGCAACUCACAGUGGUCUCAGAGAAAUAAUAUGAUCAGGUACUACACACCAGCAGAAAACUCUCGUGAACAGGGAAGACCAGUGAAAAAAACCAUUGGAAAGAGAUGGUAUGAAGCUGGAGUCUCAGAAGAGGUGUUAUUCCAAUUACAUCUGGCACCUGUUCUGCCCAGAAAGUCAUCUGCCCUUCACGUGGGAGAAGAGAAACUCCCAAGCUCAGAAAAAGCAGAAUGCUUUUCUCCCCUCACAGAGGCUAUGGAGAGAGAGAUUGUUGCAGCACUUAACCAAGGGGAGCCAAAUGAAAUCAUGAGCAGUGCCUUCAAACUAAGGGUAACUCGUGAGGACAUCCACACGCUAAAGAGCCUUCACUGGCUAAAUGAUGAGGUCAUUAAUUUCUACAUGACUCUUCUGGUGGAAAGAAGUAAGAAGGAAGGAUAUCCAGCAGUCCAUGCUUUUAGCACUUUCUUUUAUUCCAAAUUAAUUUCUGGGGGCUACCGAGCAGUAAGAAGAUGGACCAAAGAUGUGGAUCUCUUCAAACAGGACCUUAUCUUAGUGCCCAUUCACUUGAAGGUGCACUGGGCACUAGCGGUUAUAGAUGUCAGAAAGAAGACCAUCAAAUACUUUGACUCAGCGGCACAAAGAGGGAACAAGAUUUGUGAAACUUUGUUCCGAUACCUGCAAGAAGAAAGCCAAGCAAAAAGAAAUCUGGAUCUGACGUUCUCAGAGUGGACACUUCACAGCAUGGAGUCACAUGAAAUCCCUCAACAACUGAAUGGAAGUGACUGUGGGGUUUUUGUGUGCAAAUACGCGGAUUAUAUCUCCAGAGACAAACCCAUCACCUUUACCCAGAAUCACAUGCCUUACUUCCGCAGGAAGAUGGUAUGGGAAAUAAUCCAUCAGCAGCUGCUGUGAGACAUGCACUAUUAGGAUAACACUGUGAUCACCUUGGGGUGACUGGCUCUUGGUUUAGUUACUUUAUUAAAUUCUAAUUUGUUCAGACAGAAGGCACACAGUUUUUCCUCUUUAAGCUAUGAAAUAGCGGUUAAACUCACCCCCCCACACACUCGAUUUUGGAGACAGUAACUCUCUUUGGAAGUGCAAGCCAGAAAGAUUGCUGUGACCUUGCCAAGGGAACGGUUGGGAACAAAUGCUGUGAACCUCUGUCAUUGAGAUGGAUGCUUGUACCUCAGAGCACACGUGGCCACAUUACGGACAUAUGGGACUCUCUGUGGUGGUGGUAACAGUUGUGUUAGGUGAACUUUAUCUUCCCAAGGACAAUGUGCUACCGUUUCUUCAAAGAGAGUUUUCUUCUGUUUCUGGAAUAUCUAUGAUCUACUUGAUUCCUAAAACUGGAUUUGUGAUGACCAUAGAAAGAAUCUACCAUGUUUUGAUUUGUAACAAAUCCAUAGUGAAGCCCCUGUAGUUGGGGUUAUUUUGUUUUGGGGGGUUUUUUGGUUGUGCUUUGGGGGUUUUUCCCUGUCUCCAGGGAGUUCUCUAAUGUGAAAAGAGAAGUAUUUAUUUCUUUUUAUUAAAAUAAGGCUCUUAUAUAAGUUACAUAUUUAUUGGAAUGAAAUUCUACCUGGCAAUGAAAGAGUGAUCUUUAUUUUUUUUUAAACUGAAGAAGGUUUUGAUGUAUCAAUGUGGGGUUUAGCUCAUGUACAGUCUGGGAGGAGAAGACUAGCAAGGAUGAGUAUCGCAGCACAAAAGUCUCUAAGUGAUUGUCACAAAAUCCUGAUGGGACAAUCAGGAUGUUGUUCAGCAGCAAGAUGAGCAAGCACAUCCUGGUAAUACCGAAGUCGGAGAUUCUGUUUGUGGUAAUUCAUGAGACUUCUCAGUAAAACUACCAAAGCCUUGGUGGACAUGGGCUGUCCAGUGCUGGAAUGUGUUUAUGGCUGGUACAAGGGUGUCUCCAUGCAGUAUUGCAGCAUACUGCUCUGGAAGUGGAAUAAAAUGCGCU